GUCUAGUCAGCAACUCUCGUGCUCUCGCUCUCUCUCUCGCUCUCUCCUUUUGGAGGGAAUUCAAGGCACUGUCUGAAAACAGCUAGCUAGGGUUUUGGAUCUCCAUCUAAAGGAUUUCUUAUUUCCAACCGAUCGAAGCGAAAAGCUACUAAAAUUUUCGCAUUUACACUAAUUUCAGGGACCGUGCUCAUUUAUUUGGUAUCAUGCAGCAUGAUUGCAUGCGCCUUUCCAUAUUUCUUUUUGAGCAGCCCCAGGAGACGUUUCUCUCACUGCUGUACAAUUUGGGAUCUUCAUUAAAAUGGAAAUAUAACUUCAGCCUUCCAGUUGGGUGCCGUGAUUCUUAGAGUGAUAUUCAUGGUUAGAUGAGGCCCUUGGAAGCUCUUUCAAGUGCAAGUUGCUUCAGUGAUUCAGAUAGUUCUAUCGAUAUCCAAGGACAGUCUGGUAGUAGAACUAACUAGCUUAUAGUUAAGUACUGAUAACAUCAACUACAUCUGUGACCCAGCAAUGCAAACCAAGAAGAAACUUCCUGCAAGAAAUGCUGCUCGACAGCAUGCUCGACCCAGGCACUGUAGACAACAGAAAGAAGAGUCUGAGAAUGCACAGAUUGCAGAGAAGAAGGUUGCUGACCUGAUCACAUCUUCUGCUAGGAAACAAAGAUUUGUGAAACUUCCAUCUGGGAUUCUCUCAAAGAAGAGUAGAGAUACUGAAGCUGCAAGGAGUUUGAAUGCCAGCUAUAUCUUGCCAGUUAAUGAGAGUCAGGAUAUCUGCUUGGCGUAUGAAACAAUUGAUGGGGAGUCCAUUGAUCCUAAGGGAUGUAAGGAUAGAACUGCAGAAUGUGCAUUGGGGACAAUAUUUUCCCCUGCCUAUCACGUUUCCAAAGCUGUUGGUGGGGACAUUCACAAUACAGUGGAUGUUGUUGAAAUCUUUCCAAGUGAAGGCCACAGAGACUAUCAGGACUCUGGAUAUGAAGAAUCAAAGGUUGAUACAUUGAGAUCUUUUGAAGCUUCCAAUCCAUCUGAAGAACAGAAUCCUAGCAAGAACACUAGAACAGUAUCAACAACAUGUCAUGAUGAUAUGAAUAUCGAUUCAAUAGCUGUGUGCUCUGACAAAUAUGAUUUUCCAGAUACCCUUUCUCUGACACCUUUUACAGAAGGAAAUAAUGCCUUCUCACGGCCUGAUGAAGAGGAUACUGUUGGGGGUAACUUGUCAUCUGAAGUUUCAGCUAUAUACCUGGCAAUGCAACAGUCAAAGUUGGAGUGUGUUGAUGAGCCAUGUCAAGAUUCAAUCUCUGCUGGUGCUUAUGUGGAAGCUGAUGAAGAUGAUGAAAUUGAUGAUUUUGACCCAUACUUAUUUAUAGGGAAUUUGCCUGAGCUGUCAGCUGUAGUUCCUACUUUUCGGCCUAUGCUACUCCCAAAGCAAACGCGGAGUUGCCCUCCGACUACCCUUGUUUUGGAUUUGGACGAAACUUUAGUCCACUCCACGCUUGAGCACUGUGAAGAUGCAGAUUUUACAUUUCCGGUAAACUUCAAUUUCAAAGAGCACACAGUCUAUGUAAGAUGCCGUCCUCAUCUCAAGGACUUCAUGGAGAGGGCUGCCAGCCUCUUUGAGAUCAUUAUUUUUACAGCCAGCCAAAGUAUUUAUGCAGAACAGCUCCUCAAUGUUCUGGACCCAAAAAGAAGGAUAUUCCGCCACCGAGUUUAUCGAGAGUCCUGUGUUUUUGUGGAGGGGAAUUAUCUCAAGGAUUUAUCAGUGCUUGGCCGUGAUUUGGCACGUGUUAUCAUAAUUGACAACUCCCCACAGGCAUUCGGGUUUCAAGUCGACAAUGGUAUUCCAAUCGAGAGCUGGUUUGAUGAUCGUUCAGAUCAAGCUUUGCUUUCAUUACUUCCAUUCUUGGAAACCUUAGUUGGGGUUGAAGACGUUCGACCAUUGAUAGCAAAGAAAUUCAAUCUUCGUGAGAGGGUAGCAGCUGCGGCCAAUCCUCCUCUAAGCUCCAAUAAAGGAGAUCCAUUUGAAAGGAAAGCCUGACACUGCAUGUAGAUGGCUCUUUCAGUUUUGGGUGAUUAUUGACAUUUCCUUUGCAUGUAGACCGACUGAAGAGCAUAGCUUGUUCAGCAAUUAAAACAUAAAACCAUCAUUUUUAAUAUGUUUGGUGAUCUCCUUGUUUCUUAUUAUCAUUUUCUUUUAUACAAUGUGCUAAAAUGCCUAGCUAUGGAUGUACUUUAGACA
Messenger RNA from Magnolia sinica, 2226 nucleotides. RefSeq lists its product as uncharacterized. Lineage: Eukaryota; Viridiplantae; Streptophyta; Magnoliopsida; Magnoliales; Magnoliaceae. The record is from RefSeq and is a predicted model, not a curated record. The transcript is spliced from 7 exons. Gene Ontology annotation, molecular function: phosphoprotein phosphatase activity. The coding region runs from base 505 to 2025 and encodes 506 amino acids.